This is a messenger RNA of Betta splendens (Siamese fighting fish), 4398 nucleotides long. RefSeq names its product myc box-dependent-interacting protein 1 (gene bin1a). The record is from RefSeq and is a predicted model, not a curated record. Gene Ontology annotation, molecular function: tau protein binding; phospholipid binding. Gene Ontology annotation, cellular component: cytoplasm; plasma membrane; synaptic vesicle. The transcript is spliced from 19 exons. The coding region runs from base 254 to 2125 and encodes 623 amino acids. NCBI's taxonomy places the organism in Eukaryota, Metazoa, Chordata, Actinopteri, Anabantiformes, Osphronemidae.
CAUCUCUCGCAGCAUCCUCCCCCUAUGGCACGGACGCGCACACAGCGGCUCAAUAUUAGAGGGUACAUUUUAGCGUUUUGCACAUACAUCCCCGUAUAGAUACGCUAUAGCGCCACACCAUUGCAUCUAUCAGGUUUAUUUCUCCUCCUCACAUUGAUGAAUUUGCCUCAGCGGUCACCGUAGCGGUCCACCCGAUCGUUAUUAUCUUUUAUUUCCUUCCUUCCCGCAUCCAAAGACCGAUCUACGCUACAAGAUGGCUGAGCUGAAUUUGGGGAAGGGGCUGACUGCUGGGAAAGUGGCCAGCAACGUUCAGAAAAAACUAACCAGAGCCCAAGAAAAGGUUCUUCAGAAGCUCGGCAAAGCGGAUGAGACCAAAGAUAUUGCCUUUGAGGAGGGGGUUAUCAACUUCAACAAACAAUACGCCGAAGGCAGCAAACUGCAGCGGGAUCUUAGGGCAUAUCUAGAGGCAGUGAAAGCCAUGCACGAGUCCUCCAAGAACGUGCAGGCGUGUCUGGCCGACAUGUACGAGCCAGAGUGGUACGGAAAGAACGAAGUGGACUCCAUCGUAGAGGACUGCGAUGUGCUGUGGACCGAUUACCACCAGAAGUUGGUGGACCAUGCUCUUAUCUCCAUGGAUACCUACCUGGGCCAGUUCCCCGACAUCAAGGCUCGUAUUGCAAAGAGGGACAGGAAACUGGUUGAUUACGACAGUGCCAGGCACAACUAUGCUACCACACACAAGUCCAAGAAAAAGGACGGGGCUAUUAAAAUAACCAAGCCUUCUUCUCUGCUGGAGAGGGCGACUCCAGGCUGGGCUCAGGGAAUCCUGUCUGCACACAACAUUGCCCAGAGCAGUCUAUCCAGGAACCAGGCUGAGGAGGAGUUAGAGCGAGCCCAGAAGGUGUUCGAGGAGAUUAAUGCUGACUUGCAGGAGGAGUUACCUUCCCUCUGGAACAGUCGCGUCGGGUUUUAUGUGAGCACCUUCCAGAGUUUGGCCGGUUUCGAGGAGAAGUUCCACAAGGAGAUGAGCCGGUUGGAUCAGGAUUUGUAUGACGUCCUGGAGAAACUGGAGGAUUCAGACACAACCAGUGAAAAAGAACCAUCCAACCACACUCUCAGGCCAGGAGGACCACCCCCAAUCCCCAAAUCUCCAUCCAAGCUAAAGCCAGCAGUGCCUCCGCCGCCUAAGGUGACCCCGUGUAAGGAGCUGAAGACGGAGAACAUCGUCAACCUGUUUGAUGCUGCUGCUGCUGCUGCUACUCCUAAUAUCAGUGUCACCUCCCCUACAGAGUUCGACAGUCCCGCAGCGAGCAGCCUGUUGGACAUGGACCUGGACUCUUUCAGUGCAGCAACCAAAGCCCCCGCGGUCGCACAGCCGGCGAACUGGGACUCUUGGCCUGAAGACAGUCAUGCCGAGGAAGAGAGCCCCGAGCAGCACUAUGACCCUGUGGCUGCUGCUGCGGACGCCUGGGGGGAUGAUGGUUCGCAGCCUGCCCAUUAUGACCCCAUAGCAGCUGCCACAGAGGGCUGGGGGGAUGACGGGACCCAAGCAGUCCGCUAUGACCCCGUGGCUGAGGCCCAGGCGGGAUGGGACGAUGACGGCGCAGAGCCGGUUCACUACGAGCCCGAAGCCCAAGAGGGCUGGGGCGACGAUGGGACCCAGCCAGCCGCAGAGGUGCCGGCCGCAGAGGAUGAAUCACCUGCAGCUGAGGCUCCAGGUGAAACAGCUGACCAAGAAGCCCCUGCAGCAGCUGCCCCCGUGGAUAAUGAAGAGGGUCAGGGUGAGUCGGCAGCAGCUGCUGCAGCAGCAGCAACAACACCGCCAGAGGAAGCCCCCACAGAGGAGACACCCGACGUAGCAGCAGAACCAACGGAAGCAGCAUCGGCGCCUCCAGAAAUGCCUCCAGGCUUCAUGUUCAAAGUGGAGGUGAUGCAUGAUUACGCUGCCAACGACACCGACGAACUGGAGAUGAAGACCGGAGACGUGGUGCUAGUGAUCGUCUUUGACAACCCGGAGGAGCAGGACGACGGCUGGCUGAUGGGAAUAAAGCAGGACGACUGGCACCAGAACAAAGAGAAGGCCAAUAAAGGAGUAUUCCCCGAAAACUUCACCCAGAGGCUGUGAAUGGGGGGGCGGAGCGCUAUCCCAGCUUCUUUUUUCAUGUCUCUCUCUUUCCUCUGUCCUUCAUUUCCCCUCUUGCCCCCGGUACUUUACCUUCCCUAGGACUUUGGCCAUAGAAGCGGGGCUGUCACAGCCCUGGCUGGAACCAUGCAUUUCCAGGGUCUGCUACACUGUGCUAAAAGCGGAUCUUGGCAUUACUGUGGGUCUCUCCCAACACAUUACAGGCGCAGCCAUGUCACAGGUCCCGUUUUGUUAUGGAGAGUUAACUUAUUGGUGAAAUCCUGAUCACACGGGUUUGAAGCACCUCUGCGAUGGCUACCCACCAAACCUUGAUAUAAUGUUAUAUUUGCAGUCAUAUCUUGUAUUGAUUUUAUUUAUUGAGAAAAGUGUGAAAUGAUCAAUACAAUGCCAAGUGUAGCAGAGGUUUACCCUACACACGUACAGUAUAUAUGAAGUCCUUUUUAUAACGGCUGAUGGGGUGAUUAUGCUGGAACCAGGCUUAAAGGAUGCUGAGUAAAGAAACAUUCAAGUUCUAGGCAGCAACUUCACCCCAGUCGAUUCUGAGCAAGACCUUCCAGCACACAAGGUCCAAUUUAAUUCCUUAAUUCCUCCUGGAAGUCACACUCCUGCCUUUCAGACUCACCCGCUUCGUCCUUUAUUCCCUCUUUAAUUACUCUCGACUCGUGGAACAUGGACCCUUGGUUGUUGUAUUAUCGUAGAUGCUGUCGUGACAUAGUUAUGGAGCUGUUGUCAAAUUCCAAAUAAAUACACGUCAUUUCCAAAAAAAUAAUAAUAAUUUUUUCACGAGAGGUUCUGAAUAUGCAUUAGCUGAGCUUGCUAGGAAACAAGCUAACAAUCGACCCCCACUCAGAAGCUGCUACUGGUCGUAUAACACAGGUAGUUAGGCCAACGUGGUUAUCCCCUAAUACUAAUACAACACAUAAUAACUGAGCCAGCCUCUUUGUUUUCCUUGCGUUCGCUGAGAGACGACUUAACACAAAUGCAGAGGAUUCAGAAUAUGCACCAGAACAACUUGUUUUAUUUUUAUAUGCUGCCAAGCAAUGAUUACAUAUAUAGCCUAAUAUAACUAUGUCAACAUAAUUGCCAAGUGGGGAUGCUGUGGAGUGUUUUGUACUUCUGUCGGUUCUACUGCUCUCCGCAUAGCCACAUACUGUAGGUCCUUAAAUCUAUCUCACCUCCUGUCGUGUAUUGACCACUAACUCAAAAAGAGAUUCACAACUGUCACAAUGUUAACAUACAGUAUGAUAAGUGCGAGAGGCGAUGUAGGUGCGUGUGUGUGUGUGUGUGUGUGUGUGUGUGUGUGUGUGUGUGUGCGUGUGCGCGUGUGUGUGUGUCUGUGUGUGUGUGUGUGUGUUUCGGGGUUGUUGGGACAUAAAUUCUUUAUCUAUAGCCUAUUGUAAUUGGUGAUGACGUCACCACCACCACCUCCCAGGUGAAGAGGUCGUCCGUUUCACGGGAAGCUUUUCUGACUGGACAACAAUCACUCCAACGUAUUUGGUUGUUCGUCCGCUGGCUGGUAUUACGGUUCCAGGUGUUAUUGUGCAUUUGUUGUGUAUAAGUGUAAUUUUGCCAAGCUGUGAUGACCGAUACAUAUUCUAUAAUGACAGUCAUAUCUGUAUGUGUGUUACUGUGUGCAUGCUGACUUCCCAUGUGUUGUUGUGUGAACACCCCUAAUUUAAGACAAUGAUACUUGGAGCACUUUUGAGGCAGCUGACGCAGGCUACUUUUAUUUAUUUUUUUCUGUUUCUAAAGGAGGUGGUGGGCGGAUGCGCUUUUUCCACCGCUGGCCUGCAGAUUAGUCCUGAUUAUAAUUGCUAGUUUUCCAUCACCCUUGCCUCAAAAUGUUGCCAGGGUAUCGUGGUCCAAACAGACUUUCAGACAUGAUUACAUGGAGACAGGCCACAUAGAGAUAAAUGUCCAACCACCAGACUCAGGAGGAAGACAACUCAGCAUGUACCAAACCCAUUUGCAUCAUGAAGGUGGAUGAAGUUUCAGUGUAAAUUUCUGAGGUGUACUUAAUUUAUUUUGAUAUGUCUUUGAACGGCCCCUCAUGUCAAACCAUCAGCUGCACAUGUAGGCAAACCCAAUGCAUCUCACAUCUUGUUUUCAUGUUCAACUUGGUUGAGUGUUUUACCUGGGUCUGGUUUUCUAUCUGUCUUUAUGGAUCAGUCUCCUAAAAUGAUCUAUGGGAUACAACAAAAAGUUUUUUUCCUGUACCUACCUGACCAGUAAUAAUAAAGAUUACCUAGAAUCUU